GUACAUUUUUGUGAGAAGAAUACAUUUUUACGGUGAAAAGCAAGGCAAUUAAGAAGUUAAUUUCAACUAAGCGAGAUUUCCAGCGCUAUUGCGAGUAUACGGGCCGCGCGCCGGCUGCUCCGGCUUGAAAAGACGACUGUACGAAGCGCGUGUGCGAGAAAAGUGGAAAAGUGCAGCAAACACUGAUACGAAUUAGGUCGAUACUAAAUUAGGCGCAGCUCGGGGAAACCAUGGCUGAUGUGGUCUUGGACUUGUACGCCGAAGACCUGGACAAGGACUUUGCCGGCCAGUCUCAGGACGAAUUCGGAGGCGACGGUGUUGAUCUCUACGAUGACAUUGGCGGACCCACCGAGGCGGCUGCCUCUGGGGGCGGGGGCGGCGGCACGCCCUCGGCAGAUGGCGCAGCCGGUCCAGGCUCGGGGGACUCUGCAUCGAGCGGAGGCGGCGGUCCCAACGGAGUUUACCAUCAGGGCGGUGGUAGCUUAACUCCGACCAUGAACCGCCGCUACCAGCUAUACGUGGGCAAUCUCACCUGGUGGACAACGGACCAAGACAUCUCCAAUGCUUUGAGGGAUAUUGGAGUCAACGACUUACAGGAGGUGAAGUUCUUUGAGAAUCGUGCAAACGGACAGUCCAAAGGUUUCAGUGUCAUAUCGCUGGGCACGGAAUCAAGCUUGAGAGCCGUUUUGGAUCAACUGCCAAAGAAGGAGAUGCACGGUCAGGCGCCGGUGGUCACGUACCCCAGCAAGCAAGCCCUAACGCAAUUUGAGAGUCUGCAAAAAACGAGACCCGUACCGCCGCCGCAGCAAAAUGGUCCGCCCCGCGGUCCAGCUCCGCCCAAUAUGGGUGGCGGUCCCAUGCCCCCACAUCCAGGUGGCCCUCAAGGUGGUCCGCCUGGGCAUCCGCCCCGCGGCAUGAAUCCCAUAAUGGCUCCCGGCCAGUACCGCCCCCAGCAUAUGUCGCAAGUCCCUCAGGUGGGACCCAACUCCGGACCGCCGAGAAUGCAGCCCCCAAUGCAUCCGCAGGGAGGUCUCAUGGGUAAUCAACAGCCACCACCCAGAUAUCCAUCAGCACAGGGCCAAUGGCCAGGUCAGAGGCCUGGCGGGCCACGACCAGGUCCACCAAACGGACCACCGCAACGACCAAUGUUCCAGGGACCCAUGGGGAUGCCUGUAAGGGGACCUCCAGGUCCGGACUGGCGCCGUCCACCCAUGCAUGGUGGCUUUCCGCCCCAGGGUCCGCCGCGUGGUCUUCCCCAAGCACCAGGGCCAGGCGGACCGCACGGAGCACCUGCACCACACGUGAAUCCAGCUUUCUUCAACCAGCCUGGCGGUCCAAAUCAGCAUCCCGGCAUGGGCGGACCACCGCACGGCGGUCCGGGUGGUCCACAGCCAGGGAUGAAUAUGCCACCGCAACAGGGUAUGAAUAUGCCGCCGCAGCACGGGCCACCGCCACAGUUUGCACAGCACGGACCACGGGGCCCAUGGCCACCACCGCAGGGUAAGCCGCCAGGACCGUUCCCCGACCCACAAAUGGGCCCACAGCUCACGGAGGCCGAGUUUGAGGAGGUGAUGAGCAGAAACCGCACGGUCAGCAGUUCAGCAAUAGCCAGAGCUGUGUCUGAUGCCGCAGCCGGCGAAUACUCCAGCGCCAUUGAGACACUGGUCACCGCAAUUUCGCUGAUAAAACAAUCAAAAGUGGCCCACGAUGAGCGUUGUAAGAUUCUGAUCAGCUCACUGCAGGACACGCUGCACGGCAUCGAGGCGAAGAGCUAUAACCGACGCGAACGGUCGCGCUCGAGGGAGCGAUCCCACCGCAGCAGGCAGAGGCGUGAACGCUCUUCCUCGCGGUAUCGCGAACGGUCUCGUGAAAGAGAGCGCGACCGUGAUCGCGAGCGUGAAAGAGAUGGCGGCUAUCGCGAACGGUCUCGCAGCAGAGAACGAGAACGUCAGGCUCAAGAUCACUACAGGGAUGAAAGCAGCAGUCGCUCGGCUCGUCCAAGGAAGUCGCCAGAGCCCGUUGUGGCAGAAGCAGCUGAGGCGCCGUCAUCGAAGCGCUAUUACGAGGAUCGAGAACGGUAUCGCUCCUCGGAUCGGGAGCGACGCGACCGAGAUCGGGACCGCGAUCGUGAGAGGGAGCGUGAUCGCGACAGGCGGGAGGAGCAUCGGUCCAGGCAUUGACUGCUGAAGGAUGAACAGCCACGCAAGCGAAAGUAAAGAGGAGAAGGAAUUAUAAAGUAACAAAUACACAACACUCUUAUUAACAAACAAA
Drosophila persimilis is the source of this 2271-nucleotide messenger RNA. RefSeq names its product cleavage and polyadenylation specificity factor subunit CG7185 (gene Cpsf6). Gene Ontology annotation, cellular component: mRNA cleavage and polyadenylation specificity factor complex. Lineage: Eukaryota; Metazoa; Arthropoda; Insecta; Diptera; Drosophilidae. Gene Ontology annotation, biological process: mRNA alternative polyadenylation. The record is from RefSeq and is a predicted model, not a curated record. The transcript is spliced from 7 exons. Bases 231 to 2180 code for a protein of 649 amino acids. Gene Ontology annotation, molecular function: mRNA binding.